CUGCAGCAGAGGGGACAUUUAAGGUAAGCUUGGCUCUUUAUUGAACUUUACAACUUUUGUGAAGUAACGUGUCUGUAGUGAAAAUCAUAUAAAAGUGGAGCUGUUUUGUGAUGAAAUCUUGAUGAAGAUAUUCUGAACUUUUCAACUUCAGAUACUACUGCUCUUCUCUGUGAAGCUAAACUCUGAAUUUCUUUGGACAGGCUGUAAAGAUGCAUGGUAUUUUCGGAAGUUGUACAAUCGCAGCAUUGCUGCUGGCUGCAGCCUGGGCAGACCACGACCACCACCACCACGGCCCCCACGACCACCACCACCACCACCAGGAGGGAGAUAUGAGCUGCCACAGGAUUUCUCCGCCCAAUGCUGACUUCGCCUUUGCCCUCUACAAGAAUCUGAAUGCCAAGGCCAGUGCUGGAAAGAACAUCUUCUUUUCACCACUUGGCAUCUCCACCGCCCUGGCCAUGCUGGCCACGGGAGCCCGAGGUGAAACCCACAGUCAGCUCUUCUCCAGCUUGGGCUACAGCGCUCACAGCCAAGCAGAGAUCGAUGAGUCGUUCAAGCAUCUCAUCCACAUGCUCGGCCACAGCCAGCAGGAACAGCAUCUGGAGGUGGGCAACGCUGCUGCUGUCCGCUCCGGGUUCAACCCUCUGGAGAAGUUCAUGAACGACGUCAAACAGACCUACUCUGGUGAGGUCCUCAAUGUUGACUUCAAUGACCCCGCUCAGGCUGCAGCUGAGAUCAACAGACUAAUCGCGGAGAAAACCCAUGACAAGAUUAAAGAUAUGGUGAAGGACCUGGAUCCUGCUACAGCCAUGGUGCUGAUGAACUACGUCUACUUCAGAGGUAGGACACACACUCGUACAAGAGAGGGCGCCAAACACAACGUAUGAUAGCUGACAACCACCCAUCUUUACACAUGAAUUGAUGAGGAGUAAUGUGAGUGUUGUUGUACAGGACAGUGGGAGAAACCAUUCGAUGGUAACCUGACGCACAAGGCAGAAUUCCAUGUGGACGAUACGACCACAGUUCAGGUGGACAUGAUGAAGAGGACAGGCCGCUAUGACGUGUAUCAGGACUCCGAAAACCACACCACUGUCGUCAGGCUGCCCUACAAGGGUAACACCUCCAUGAUGAUCGUCCUGCCUGAUCAGGGUAUGAUGAAGGAGGUGGAGUCCCACAUCAGCAAGGAAGCCAUCCAUCACUGGCACGACUCAGCCUUUAGGAUGUAAGAGAGGCAUCUAACCUUGCCUUUGUCUAUGUUGCAGAACAUGUUGUAGAAACAGGUCGCUGACUGAUGACGAUGACUGAUGAUGGUAAACUUCUAUGUUGUUUAGGUCUGUGGAGCUCUUCAUGCCAAAGUUUUCCAUCUCCGCUGACGCGUCUCUGGAUACCACCUUAAAAGAAAUGGGCAUUACCAACGCCUUUGCAGACAGCGCUGACUUCUCUGGCAUAUCUGAGGAGGUCAAACUCAAACUGUCAAAGGUACGAUCACCCACUGAGUCUUGAUAGUUUCGUUGAAAACUUACUGCGCCCUCGUACUGACAUCUUCUUCCUUCUGAUUUCUCCACAGGCUUCCCACAAGGCCGUGCUGAGCGUGGAUGAAACAGGCACAGAGGCAGCCGCCACCACCACCCUGGAGAUCAUGCCAAUGAGCAUGCCCGAAAUUGUGACCCUCGACAGACCCUUCUUGGUCUUCAUUUUGGAGCACUCGACCAAGAGCAUCCUCUUCAUGGGAAAGAUCAACAACCCCACAGCCUAAAGAGCCAAAGAAAUACAGUCCCAGAUCUUGAUGUCUAAGUCAGUUUUGUAACUUAAGUACACAUUUGAAAGCCAUGUAGAGAUGUUGCAGAGGGAUAAGAACAUUGGGGAACAAUAAAUAGAGGAGAGUUUGGUGAGUAGGACAACAGAUCCAUCACAAAUAAAUGAAAAUGUUGGUCAACUGAACUGUUUACUGUCUUUUAGCAUUUAUUCGUAUCUACUGGACCUGUUGAAGAAACCUCUAAAUACAUUAUUACACACUUUGAACUGUUGACUUUUGCUUAUGUCACAGAACAAAAUUUAGUGGGAUGCCUUGCCAAAAAUCUUUAGGUGAAGAGGAGAGAAAGAAGCGACUCUUUGUUAAUGUUUAACAAAACUCUCAGCAGUGUCUCUUGGAUCAGCUGUUCAGGAUCGGGACAAUUGCUGAACUGCAAUGAAAACAUACAGUUUAAUUAAUUAACAAAAUUGAGGUUUCUUAAAAGGUAUACUCACCACAACAUAGGAUUUAUGUCAUUUGCAUAGUAUAGUAAUGCAUUCAUUAUCAAUUCCUCUCCUUGUUGUUUAUUAUAAAUAGUGAGGCUUAAUAUGGCAAUGCAUACUGGCGAACAGAUUACCCUUAACCCUUGUAUGCCUUUUGUAUCAUAUUUGAUAUAUACUUUUACAUACUUCUAUCAAAUCAAUAUGAUCAACAAAGUACUAAAAAGCACCUGAAUACAGGCUGAUAAAUGAUAAAAAUGUCCUCUUGUAGUUUAUCAGUUUCCAAAAACAUCUAAUGUAUCAAAUAAGAUAAAUAAAUAUAUUUGUAAAAUUUUAAGGACAUUUUGAUUUUUUUUGGUUUUCAGUAGUAAGUGAAAUAUACAUUUCAGCUCAAAAAAAAAAAAUUUGAAUUUCCAGCCAUAAUUUUUGUUUUCAAUUAUUAAAGAGCUACAGUAAUGGAGAUCAUAAACAGCACUUUUUGUCCUCCUCUUACACUUAACCCUAAAGUCUCUCGUUAGACUCUGCAAAAGCUGCUGCAGGGCCAAAACAACAUCAACACCUAAAACCUCCUGAAAUGAUGAAAUACAAAAACAAAUAGAUUCCAGCUUGUGCUCUAAUUUAAGGCCGACUCAGACCUAGACCCACACCCAGCCAUGCCGUUCGGAGAAAAGCAGCAGCUAUCGCCACCUAGUGCCGGUGUGUCACAUACACUUGAAAGUUUCAGGGGACACUGAUUUUAUACAACAUUUUUGAAACUCCACACCUAUAAAUAAAAAUAAAAAAAAGGUCAGCAGUCAAAAUGUAGCUGAAACAAACCUUUGCUAACAAACAAACUCAAUAAAUACUAAAAUUAACAGGAUGAAUAAAUAUUUUGUUUUUAAUAGUCUCUGAUGUUAGACUGUAAGGUGAAUAUAAGGUUAUAAAGCGAAUCUGAAAAAAUAAAAUAAAAAGUUUAAUUAAAUAUAUAAUCAAUGUUU
Messenger RNA from Xyrichtys novacula (pearly razorfish), 3209 nucleotides. The record is from the annotation of a GenBank genome assembly. NCBI's taxonomy places the organism in Eukaryota, Metazoa, Chordata, Actinopteri, Labriformes, Labridae.